AUAAAAACAAAAAUAUAUAAAUGAAAAAGUGGUUGACAGAUUAGACGAGUAAAUUGCCAUUCUCAGACUCAUUGUGCUAAAUUGCCAAUUGUGGAACUGAAACGAAAGCGAUGAUGAACGUUCUACGAGAUAUUGGAAGAGGAAGAGGAAUUGGAAUUGGCAGAAAUGGAAGAGAAAUUGGAAGAGGAAUUGCAAGAGGAAUUGCUUCGUGUUCAUCAUCAUCAUCAUCACCAUCACUGUUAUCAUCACUGUCACCGUCACCACCAGGUCCACCACCACCUAUCAAUGAAAAUGAAAAUGAAAAUCAAGGAGGAGACGUAAAAUCAAUGAAUCUGUUCUCAGCCAUCAAUCAGGCUCUUCAUAUCGCCUUGGAUUCCGAUCCUCGUGCUUAUGUUUUCGGAGAAGAUGUCAGUUUUGGCGGGGUUUUCCGUUGCACUAUUGGAUUGACUCAACGAUUUGGUAGAAACAGGGUUUUCAAUACCCCUCUCUGUGAACAGGGCAUUGUUGGAUUUGGCAUUGGUCUCGCGGCUAUGGGUAAUCGAGCUAUUGCGGAAAUUCAGUUUGCCGAUUAUAUUUAUCCCGCUUUUGAUCAGAUUGUCAAUGAAGCUGCUAAGUUCAGAUAUCGAAGUGGGAAUCAAUUUAAUUGUGGAGGCUUAACAAUAAGGGCUCCAUAUGGGGCUGUUGGCCAUGGUGGGCAUUAUCAUUCACAAUCUCCUGAAGCUUUCUUUUGCCAUGUUCCUGGUAUCAAAGUGGUUGUGCCUAGAAGCCCACAACAAGCAAAAGGGUUGCUCUUGUCAAGCGUACGCGAUCCAAACCCCGUUGUCUUCUUUGAACCUAAGUCUCUUUACCGUGUUGCUGUGGAGAAGGUUCCUGCGAGUGAUUACAUGUUGCCUUUGUCACGUGCAGAGGUUAUGAGAGAAGGGAGUGACAUUACACUUGUUGGUUGGGGAGCUCAACUGUCUGUCAUGGAGGAAGCCUGUAUUGAGGCUGAAAAGGAUGGAAUUUCAUGUGAGCUUAUAGACUUGAGAACUCUCAUACCUUGGGACAAAGACACUGUUGAAGCUUCUGUCAGAAAGACUGGAAGGUUACUUAUUAGUCAUGAAGCUCCAGUAACAGGAGGUUUUGGUGCUGAAAUUGCUGCAUCUGUUGUCGAACGUUGCUUCUUAAGGUUAGAAGCUCCUAUUGCUCGGAUUUGCGGCUUUGACACACCAUUUCCACUUGUAUUUGAACCAUUCUAUCUGCCUACCAAGAACAAGAUAUUGGAUGCAAUCAAAUCCACAGUGAAUUACUAGGUUUAAGUUUAUACUGGAAUGUGAUCGUGAAGGGUUUGUCCAACUGUGUUGUACUGUUGUAUCAUGUAUGUAACUAAUUAAGUCUUAGGCGAAGUUUAAGUUUCUUAAUUAGAAGAUCUUUAAAUAUGAUCAAAAUGGAUUAACAACUUCUAAUAUUAUGUGGUUAAGUUGUUAAUUGGUUGUGUAGAAGAUUUGGACAACAAAUGCCAAAUGCCAAAUGCCAAAUGCCAUGUUAUGUACUUCAUCA
Molecule: messenger RNA, 1539 nt
Organism: Spinacia oleracea (spinach)
Lineage: Eukaryota; Viridiplantae; Streptophyta; Magnoliopsida; Caryophyllales; Amaranthaceae
Product: 2-oxoisovalerate dehydrogenase subunit beta 1, mitochondrial
Exons: 13
Coding region: 111-1292 (393 amino acids)
Biological process (GO): branched-chain amino acid catabolic process; response to nutrient
Cellular component (GO): oxoglutarate dehydrogenase complex
Source: RefSeq, a predicted model, not a curated record